This is a messenger RNA of Amyelois transitella, 3631 nucleotides long. It is a transcript of the gene Mybbp1A, whose product is annotated as myb-binding protein 1A-like protein. Bases 137 to 3535 code for a protein of 1132 amino acids. Gene Ontology annotation, molecular function: transcription corepressor activity; RNA binding; sequence-specific DNA binding. Lineage: Eukaryota; Metazoa; Arthropoda; Insecta; Lepidoptera; Pyralidae. The transcript has 6 exons. The record is from RefSeq and is a predicted model, not a curated record. Gene Ontology annotation, biological process: regulation of DNA-templated transcription. Gene Ontology annotation, cellular component: nucleolus.
AGCCCCCAAACUGUCAAAUCAAUGUCAAACAAACGUGGUGUGGUGUGGAUGAAGUCCAAAAUCUGCGUGAAAUUCUUUGGUGUAGAUCGUAUUCUCAGUUUUUCUGAAGAAUUGGUAAUGUAACUUUGAAACGAUAAUGCAAAUCAAAAUGGAUGAUGAAAGUGAAGGAAUACCAAAAACGGAAACAAAAGUAACUCCUUCAGUUUUGGACGCAUUUGAUUUACUUAGGGCAUCCAAAGAUGAUGAUAAACUCAGCGGUGGUGUUAAAAUUAUUUUCCAGCUACAGAAAAGCGAGAAUGAAAAGGAUAUUAAUUAUGCGUUGAAGAGACUGGUCAGAAGCUUAGGCGCCAAUGUGCCGGACAUGAGAACGGGUUACUUUGCAGCUCUUGUGACCUUAUUAAAAAAACACAGUCAAAUAACUGUGUCUACUCUUCUUGAUCUAAUCAAGAAAGAGCUGCAUGCGAGUAAAUCGUCUAAAAGUGAAGUCGGAGAUGUAGCCCUUGGACAAAUACUCGUGUGUGGUGCUAUUUUCCGCUCGGGGCUAAUGAUUCAAUGCACAGAUGAGGAGCAGAAGGCAGUGAUGGAGUUGCUACUUAAUGCUAGCAAAAAGAAGUCUUAUUUGAGUACGGUGACUUACCUUGUACUUCUGGAUUUUAUCACUGAGUUGGAUGAAGAACAGUUUUCGUCUAUAGUGUGGUCAAACAUAAAAGCGGAAUUCAAAAAGGACUUGAAAGAGCAUAGCCUUGACUCUCUCUAUUUUCUGCUGGUAGCCAACUCUAAGUUUUCAAGUAAGGUCAAGCUGCGGAAACUUAUUGGCGUAACGGAAAUCUUGUGUGAAGACAACAUUCAUGUGAUAUGUGAGAAACUGAUGAUGGGUAUAGAUUUCAAUUCGGUUCGUCAUCCUGUUUACAAAGAAAUAGGCACACAAAUUGCCAACUCACCACAUUUAAAAUUAUUCUGGACUUCAGGCAUUGAUAGCCAGCUUUCGAAGCACAAUAGGAACAGGGAAUUAGCAGCUAUGAACUUACUUAGUACAAUACUCGAAAACAUUCACGAAAACCAUGAAGUUAUACCAGAGUUGAUAAGCACAAACAUCUUUAAAUUACUCAUGGAUUGGUUCAAAGGACUGAAGACAGCAAGUAAGAUAAGGAAUAAAAGGGAUGAUGAGGAUGACCAUAAAAUUAUGAUCAAGAAAGGCAAGGAACUAUUGAAUUUGUUAGCCAAAGUUCUUAAAUCGGAACAAGUGACAAAUUCCAUACGAGUGGAGACUUUGAUUAAGCUGCUCUUCAACCCUGGCGAAAUGAAUUUUGGCGAAGUUACCGGUACAAGUGUAAUCAAAUCAAUAAUAUCUGAUCUAGACAAGGAUGGUGUAAAGAAAAUGGCCAAGUUGUUCAAAGGUGUGCUUUUGAAUACAUCAAAGAAGUUUGUUAAAGAAGAUGUUGAGAGGAACUGGUAUAACAAUGAAAGAGUAAAGGCGGCAGAAUUAUUGUCUUUCCUGGUUAGCCACGAGGCAGUGAAAGAUGACACGGAAUUCAAACUAACUUACAUGAAGCUUCUAAUGUGCUUCGGGUUUUUCAAAAUUGGCGGUGAUGUUAAUGUUGCCAUUAGUAUUGAUUUGUCAGCAUCCAUCAAGUCGUGCUUCUACCGAUGCUUCUCGUCUCGCUUCUCCAAUGUGGACGGAUUAGUUACCGUCCUGUCCUCCCUCUGCAAUUUCGUUUGCAGUAUCUUGGAGAAAGAGGAGGUCAGGAAAAAACUUGAGAAACAAUUCCCAGCAGAAAGCAUGGAAUGUUGGCAGAUGCUGACACAUAUAUGCCAAGAUAUAGAACAAAAUGACUCCAAAUCGAAAGUUGAUAAAGUAUUCCUGAUCUUACUCUAUCAGUUAGGCCUCUUUCUGUUUUCUGAACCCACUCAUGUUAAAGUAUCAAGAAGUUCUAUAAAAGAACUUAAAAGUUGUUAUGAACAUUACAGAAAAGGCAGGAAAAAGAAACCAGGCAAGAUAGAUAGUGAGGAGCCAGAGUGGAUAGAGGUGUUAAUUGAAGUUCUCCUGUCUAUAUUAUCAGUAGAAUCGAGCGUACUUAGGUCUGUAGUACAAUGUGUCUUUAGGUUAAUUUGGGAAUUUUUGACACCAACUGCCAUUGGUCAAAUUAUAUCAGUGUUGGAUCCAGAGAGCGAAUCGAAUCCACUCACUGAAAAUGAUGAUUCCGAAGAUGAUUCCGACAACGACGAUGAUGAUGGAGAAGCUGAUAAAGAAGACAGCAGUGACAAAAAUGACGAUGACAGCGAUGGCAUCAACAGUGAGGCUGAUGAAGAAGAAGAUGAAGAAAUGAAAAUACCCGAUCAGUUGAGAAUGGCUGUUCAGAAAGCACUGGGUACAGCUGUACCUGAAUCUGAUACAGAGAGUGUAGAUGCUGACAUGAUAGAUGAGGAGGAAGGGAAAAAACUAGACGAAGCCCUAGCAGAAGCCUUCAAACAAUUCCAAUCGGGGAAAGCAAAAGGAAAAAAGAAUAAAAAAGAAAGGAAAGACAAAAAGGCAUUGUCAGACUUUAGAAUAAGAGUACUAGAUUUGAUUGAUAUUUAUUUAGAGAAAGAUCCUGCUAUGGAUAUCUGUUUAAAUAUGAUGGCACCUCUUAUGAGAUGUUUAGAAUUCUGUAUGCGAGACAAUCAAUUCAGUGAGUUAGAAAACAGGGUCAGGAAAACUAUAAAGACUUUAACUAAGAUCAGGAAAUUCGCUUCUUCUGAAGGGGUCACUCUUGAUGUUUUGUGUGACUAUUUAAAGUCGACUAUCGAUAAAGGAGAGCGGUCGCAUUUCAUAUUUCAAGCUGUGGGUGAUGUUGUUACUUAUUUCACUAUAUUCAUCAUCCAUUGUUCCCAAAAGCUGGAAGUCAAAGCACCCGUGUCGCCUAAGAAGAAGAAAAAUGUCUCUCCUUUGGUAGUUAUUCUGAAAGAUGCCCUCCAAAGUUAUUUUAAGAAUCGUAACUGUCUUUUGCCUAUAAUAUUUUUCCACAAUGUUUUACAAACCGAGUGGGAAGGUAGCUACGAACUUGUGCCUAUUAUUAUUGAGAAUGUAUUCAAUAGCGAGGUGCGGCAGUUUCGCCGAAAUGAAGGUCUUGAGUUGCUAGCUGGAUUCUAUCGCGCACUGAAAAGGAAUAAACCUGAUGAUAAAACUGCUACUAAGCUAUCUAAUUUGGAAACCAUAUUUGAAAAUACAUUAGUAAGAACUUUGAAAGAUGGCACAGAUUUUGAAGCUAAGAACAAUUAUUUUGUGCUAUUGAGGAAACUUGUUAACGUAAUAAGAAUGUUUCAUGAAAAUUGUCAUCUUGAAACCCAUUUAGAUUUUAAAUCGUUGUUAGAUAUCGUAGGCUCAUGUAAAGGUACAAAUAAAAUUAAAGGAAAACCAGAGUCCUCUGGAGUACAAACAGAGAAUGUAAAAACUCAAAAAACAAAAAAGAAUAAAAAGAAACGUAAAAGAGAAAUGAAUGGUCAUGCCGAGUCUAAUCCUAAAAAAUUGAGGAAAGAUUCAAAUCAAAGUGAAUGAAUGAUUAACACAUAAUGUUUUGUUACUUAUUUAAGUACGUACGUAACAGAUUUUUUUUUAUUUUAAGCGACAAUAAAUCAUAUUGAUAAAACUUUA